AUGAACACCUUCAUCCCUGCUACCGAUCAUCGCCCGAUUACUGCAUCAAUGGUUCUGACUUCUCCCCUUAUGCAUGCAGCAUCACUGCACCUUCCCGACUCACUACCACCACCCGAUGUCCCUCCCAGGCAUUACUAUCCUUGGCGCCACGAGAAACACCGCUUCCGCACUUAUGCUGACAAUGUUGAGCAGCUAGUCCAUGCUGAACACCUUGAUGACCACGACAUCUCCGAUGAUGACUCCUUUCAAUUCUGCUAUGAUGCACUGACCCGAAUUUUCCAUUCCGCAGCUGAUGAUGCUUUUGAACUACCUCGUACCCGAAUGCAACAUGUGCACCCCUUAUCCAGUCCUAGCUUGCGCCAACUUGUAACUGAGAUUCGCCGCAUCAAUUGCCUCAUCUCCGCUGAACGUCAAGCACGAAUUCCAUUGCUCGCUGCACGCGCUCCCUGGGCCUCUACCUACCUCCGCGCUUUCUCCUUCACCCAACACUCCGACGCCCCAACUUGUCAUUCACUACUGGUGUUCCUCACCUCCAUAUGGUGCACACUGAAUAAGCUCAGAUACCGUGAAGAACACAAGGAACUUCAACGUCGCGCCACCCAAACAGCGAAGCGGCAGAUCAAUAGCGUCCUCCUAGGUGGAUCAUCGAAGAAGCUCUAUCAAACGGCUCAUGACACCUCUGGUCCCCCUCUCGCUGUGACACCAGAUGAUGACCCAGACUCAUUCAUUACGGCACCAGAUGAGGUAAAGAUGCACACACAAGCUUACUUUAAUGCUCUUUUUUCCCGACAGCAACGACCACCAAUGGCCAAACCGUGGCUUGACACUCCAUCUGUGACAGAUAUUCGGCAGACCACUGCAGCCAAUCCAUUCCACUGGCCACAGACUAUGUCUCUCGACGAUCUCUGCCUUCUCCUUUGCCGCGGCAAGCCUCGCCCAGCUCCUGGACCUGAUGGGUGGGAGAAGUGGUGUGUGAAAGCACUUCACGACUCAUCUCUCCGCCUUGUCCUCAACCUCUUGAACUAUGAAAUUUCACAAUCUCAUAUUCCUAACAUUGUCAAACCAUGCACGCUCUCCAUGCUGUUCAAGAAAGGACCACGCACAUGCCUCUCCAACUAUCGUGGUGUCUGCUGCAACAACUUCCUGCUCAACACUCCUUUUGCAUGGCUCAAUCUCCGACUCAUGCCAUACCUAGCGCAACACCGCAUCCUCCCAGAAGGACAAGUUGCCACUCAGCCCGGCACUCAAGGACGCGACCUUACCUCCUUCCUCUCCCAAUUGGAAUGUUGGUCCAAUCGCACAUGCACUCCCCUCUAUAUUUUACGUCAUGACCAGCAAAAGGGAUUUGAUCACCUGGAACCACAAGGAUUUUACGAUGCUGUCACUGUAUACGGUCUUCCAUCUUCACUUGUCCAAUUUGACAUUUCGGCACAGUCUGAUGUUCCCUAUCGUAUCAAGACUGCAUUCGGCCUUACAGAACCGAUUGUUAUUUCCGGAGUAACCAAACAAGGCGGUCCUGUCUCAUCGCUCAAAUCUACCCUCACAACAAGCCUUGGCAACCACUGGCUACAGGACACCCUGCUUCAACACCAUGAUGGCAUUAUUGUCUCCUCCACACAGCAUCAUGUGAACGGACCGCACAUUCCGGACGAUCACCUCACACUGCGUGUCGCCAUGGUGGAAGCAACAGAUGACUCCGCCAUCAUUGCAACCUCUCAAAAUUCCCUUCAACGCUCCUGUCUCAUGAUGGAGCGAUUUCAGGUUGUAUACAGUUGGCUAACCAACUGGCUAAAGUCUCUUCUCUUCCUUCUCAACGUUUUGAAUGCUCCCCCUCUUAUGUGCAUGCCUUCUAUCUCUCCCUUUCAGCCUGACUCCGACCUUGUUAUCUGGCAUGAUGUUCGGGUUGUCACUUCGCAUAUUGAUUUCCUCCGUGUCUGCGUAAAUGACCCGCAGCAUCAGUAUGAGAAAAUCCGUGAUAUUAUCCUGACCUUUGACCUACCCAAUCUUUUCCUGCGUCUGCCACUAACCGCCCUCCGGCGUAUCUUUUCACAGUGUCUACUAUCUCGAAUCCGCCCCCACCUCGCCUUCCAACCAAUUUCCCGUCGACAUGCAGCCCAACUCGAUCAUCUUCUUGCCUCAUGCAUACACCAUUACUUCUCGUUUCCCUUUCGCUUCAACUCCCAACUCCUCACUAUCCCCAUUCGCCACCAUGGUUUUGACUUUCCCUCCAUCGCUCGUCUCAAUGACUGUGCAGCCGUUACGGGCCUGCUACGUGACCUCAAUCACCACAACCCCACCUUCCGCAAUAUGGCGCGCAUCACCCUCGCUGACUGA
Sparassis crispa is the source of this 2334-nucleotide messenger RNA. RefSeq lists its product as hypothetical. The record is from RefSeq and is a predicted model, not a curated record. The coding region runs from base 1 to 2334 and encodes 777 amino acids. NCBI's taxonomy places the organism in Eukaryota, Fungi, Basidiomycota, Agaricomycetes, Polyporales, Sparassidaceae. The transcript has a single exon.